AUGGACAUGCCCAAUAUUCCUGACAAUCGGCCUCACAAGUCGCCUGUCGCCAUGGAAUUCCCCGACAUGCUGGACAGGCGAUCACCAAAACCGCCGGGCGACAGAGAUGGCCCGGAGGCACCGCAGCAGAAGCCUCCGUCGGUGCUCUCCUACACGCCCACUACACCCACGAUUGUUCUCGAUUCCGAGUCGGAAUUCGACGCGCAGUCCAGGCACUCAGGGCAGCAGUCGUUUAACUCGCAUGAUCUAGGCGAUGAAGGGUAA
Penicillium alfredii is the source of this 264-nucleotide messenger RNA. RefSeq lists its product as uncharacterized. The record is from RefSeq and is a predicted model, not a curated record. Lineage: Eukaryota; Fungi; Ascomycota; Eurotiomycetes; Eurotiales; Aspergillaceae. The coding region runs from base 1 to 264 and encodes 87 amino acids. The transcript has a single exon.